AUGGAGGAUCGGUCUGCCGGCUCCUCUGAGCCCGACAGCCCCGGAGCUCUGAACCGAGGCUGCCUGCACCACGACCUGUCCGUCUUAGUGCCCGAAACCCCCAGCCCGCUGCUCGGCAAACGGAGGAGACGCAGUCGCUUCACAGACGCACAUUUCAGUCCUGUGGCUCUCCGGAUCUUCCUGACCUUCCUCAUAAAUCCAAACGCAGACGUCUGGCUGCGGCGAUGGAGCAGAGCGCCGGCUUCUUUCCUGCUUCGUCUCUCAGAACGCUUCCUCGGGUCAGCUGGCUGGAGUCCUCGCUGUCCACUGCUUCCUCCUCUUCCUCCUCUUCCUCCUCCUCUUCCCUCCUCCUACUUCACCCCAGUAUCAGAGACAGGCGGAGAGGGUGUGCACAGUCCUGAAUGUCUCGGCGUCCGGUUGAAGAAGCGUCUGGAUGCAGCGGCGCCUCCUUCCUCCUCCUCCUCUUCCUCGUCUGCAUCUCUGUCCUUCCUCACUGCCGAGGAGAAGCAGUGGCUGAACGGAGAGCCGGGUAACUCCUCCACAGCUCCACUGCAGAUCGUGAUCAGUGACGAUGACGAGGUGGUGCGCUCGGCUCAGCAGGAGGAAGACGAGGCGUUCGCUCGCAGUCUGCAGGCUCAGUUUGACCGGGAGGAGACCCACAGCAGACCCCAUGACCACCACCACCACCACCACCAUCCUCAUCAUCAUCUUCAUCAUCAGAGGCAUCACGGGUAUGACCCCUACAUGGAGCCCAGCUGGAUGCCUCACCUCCUCGCUGCCGUCUCCCCAUUGGUCGAAAACGAUCUGAUUGGUCAGCGGAACAGAAGGGGGCGGGGCCGGAGGAGGACCGCUGAUGCUGCAGAACAGCUGCAGGGAAACGACUACGAGGCUUUGCUGGCGUUCGAGGAGCAGCAAGGAUCUGUGAUGAAGAACAAGCUGAGUCUCCGGGAGGUGCAGAGGUUUCCCAUCAGGAGCUACUCCUCAGCGAGCGGAGCAGGAAACACCACGUGUCAGAUCUGUUUCUGUGACUACACUGAAGGGGAGGAGCUGAGGAUGCUGCCGUGUUUCCAUGACUACCACGUGAAGUGCAUCGACCGCUGGCUGAAGGAUAACUCCACGUGUCCGAUCUGCAGAGCGAACCUGGCCGACCUCUGACUUCCAGUUGGAAGAAAAACGACUCGUCUUUUUAUUUUAACUUUUUAUUUAAAUCUUUGAUCCUGAAGCAGAAAGCAGACAUUAAAGACGUUUUAAUUUGUUCUGUUUUUAUGUUAAGUCUGAUAAAAAUAAAUCCUAUUUCUACAA
Trematomus bernacchii (emerald rockcod) is the source of this 1302-nucleotide messenger RNA. RefSeq lists its product as uncharacterized. Bases 1 to 1155 code for a protein of 384 amino acids. Gene Ontology annotation, cellular component: cytoplasm; nucleoplasm. The transcript is spliced from 10 exons. Lineage: Eukaryota; Metazoa; Chordata; Actinopteri; Perciformes; Nototheniidae. The record is from RefSeq and is a predicted model, not a curated record.